AUGUCUGCAGAACCUGGUUUGCCUAAAAGGCGUUGCGUCAGCACGGCUUGUAUCGCUUGUCGCAGGCGAAAAUCAAAGUGCGAUGGGAAUCUCCCUAGUUGUGCUGCAUGCUCCUCAGUCUACCAUACACCAUGUGUCUAUGACCCAAACUCUGACCACCGACGCAAGGGUGUUUAUAAGAAGGAUGCCGAUGCCUUGCGAACUAAGCACACCACGCUACAAACCCUGGUCCAGGCAUUGCUGAACUAUGAAGAAGAAGAUGCAUUUGAAAUCGUGCGCCAAAUCCGAUCCUGUGAUGACCUAGAAGAUGUCGCCCAAUCCAUACUCACCCGAGAUAGAGGGCUUCCAGCACCAACGACAGAAGUUGUGGGGGAAACCACCGAAAAUGAGAAUGCGGCUGAAGUCGAUCAAUUCGAAUCCGAACUAUCGGGUAGAAUGAGCGAACUCCUACUAGAUGGCUCUCGAAAAUUUAUUGGCGGCACGUCCAAUCUCAUCUUCCUUCCACCUGGUUCGGAAUUACACGAGUUCACGCCUACUCAAGAAGCCCCAAUUGCUCCGGUUACCAAUGCUGUGCGACAUUGGACACAAGUCACGGAAGACGACUCACUCGUUAGUCAUCUUUUGACGAUGUAUUUUACAUGGCACUACCCAUUUUUCACAAUCCUGGCUAAGGACAUGUUCUAUCGGGAUUAUGUUCGUGGUGUGUCAAGUCCCUAUUGCUCGGCCUUGCUAGUCAAUGCCAUGCUAGCUCUGGGGUGUCAUUUUACUACGUGGCGGGGAGCCUUUUCCGAUCCUAACAACAUUGCAACCGCCGGUGAUCAUUUCUUCAAAGAAGCCAAGCGAAUGGUUCUGGAGAAUGAUGAGCACGAGAAUGCAAAGCUUUGUACAGUUCAGGCAUUUGCUCUUAUGUCUGUGCGCGAGGCUGGGUGUGGCCGCGAAGGCAAAGGCUGGGUUUAUAGUGGGCUCAGUUUCCGCAUGGCCUUUGAUCUUGGCUUAAAUGUCGAUGCCACAACCCCUGGCUCACACAACUUAACCGAAGAAGAGAUUGAUGCAAGGAGGAUCACAUUUUGGGGUUGCUAUCUCAUCGAUAAGUGUUGGUCAAAUUACCUUGGACGGCAGCCACAAUUAUCCUCAUCGAACACAAAUAUACCGAAAUUUGAGGUGUUCCCAAGCGAGGAAACAGAACUUUGGGCACCAUAUACAGACGCAGGUGCAAGCCAAGACCACAGUCAAGCUUCGCGGACCCGAGCUGUUGCGCUACAAAUAUCGAUACUCUGUCAGAUCAGCGGCGAUCUCCUUGCCUUUUUCUACCACCCAUCGGAAUUAGAAAAGUCGCAACCAAAACAAACAGAGUUGAAAAAGCUUAGCGAUGUUCAUACUAGACUUGAGGCCUGGAAAAAGCAGCUACCGCGAGAAUUCGAGCCAAAGGAAGGACAGCUCCCCCAAGUCCUAGUCAUGCACAUGUUCAACCAACUACUACUCAUUCAUCUCUAUCGGCCAUUCUUAAAAUAUACGAAGACGAACACGCCCCUGCCUUCACAUGUCUCGCCACGCAAGAUAUGCACGCAAGCCGCAUCGGCGAUAUCUAAACUCUUGCGAAUGUACAAACGAACUUAUGGUCUGAAGCAGAUUUGUAACGUGGUCGUUUACAUUGCUCAUACUGCUUGCACCAUUCACCUUCUGAAUCUUCCCGAGAAAAACGCUCAACGAGACAUCGUUCAUGGGCUGAGAAACCUCGAGGAAAUGGCCGAAUGUUGGCUGUGUGCGCGUCGCACAUUGCGCAUCCUUGAAAUAUCCGCCAACAAGUGGCAGGUCCAUCUCCCUACCGAAGCCAGUGCUGUUUUCGAACGAACUCAUACCAACAAUUUGAGCCCCUCCGUCAACAGCCCAGGACGCUUCUCACCUGGCGGCAACAAGGCCCCUGCGGUGCAGCGUCCGGAACCCACCACAACCAACACAGCGAAUUUGGCGGGGGUGUCUAUGGCCCCUCAAUACCCUCCCGCGACCACCAUGGCAACUUCAGUUCCCCCAAUGCGUAUAGCACGCCGGGUAUUUGGAGCCCAGGCCCAAAGGCCAGAAUUUCCGCCACCAGAGCCGACAUAUCUCCGACCACUAUCACAAAUGGACUACCAAGUACCUACGGGGUUUGCAGGUUCAAAUCCAUCCGCUCCUUCUCCCAUACCUGGCGGCUGGUACGAUGCAAACGGUGCCCAUGUAGAGACGCAGCCUACUCCAUCGAACCUCUCAUCUAUGACUAAUUUUGGGGCCCCUGAAAGUCUAGUUAAAGAGAGUCAAGAUUGGUGGUCUCGCAAUGCUACCACCGUGGACAUUGGAGUGGAAAAUUGGAGUCCUUGGAGUCCUGGUAUCCCGACCCCAGCACCUCAUAUUCAGUACGGCGAUGACCAUGUAAACCUCAUGGGUAUGGCAUCACAACCUAACACUGUAAACGGUCGCCAAAACCAAGCCGAGGCCUCAAUGGGGAUGCACAAUACCAGUGUGUCGCCAGAGAAUGGCACACCCAAAUUUGAGGGGCCAUGGUCAUGA
Messenger RNA from Penicillium cosmopolitanum, 2544 nucleotides. RefSeq names its product putative C6 transcription factor (NirA). Gene Ontology annotation, biological process: regulation of DNA-templated transcription; DNA-templated transcription. Gene Ontology annotation, molecular function: DNA binding; zinc ion binding; DNA-binding transcription factor activity, RNA polymerase II-specific. The record is from RefSeq and is a predicted model, not a curated record. The transcript is spliced from 6 exons. NCBI's taxonomy places the organism in Eukaryota, Fungi, Ascomycota, Eurotiomycetes, Eurotiales, Aspergillaceae. Bases 1 to 2544 code for a protein of 847 amino acids.